AUGCCACCCAAUGGCAUCAACACCACCUUCUGUGGAAACUGCUAUCGGGGCCUUUGCUCAGCAGGACAAGGGAGCGGCGUGGGAUCUCCAUGGAACAACUACCUCCUGGACGAGGUAGUGAGGAGCCGCCCGUUUGAUCGCCUCGCCAGCCAGUUUUCCUUCGUGAAGAACUGGUCCAUGGGUGCCUACAUCACGACUCCUUUGUCGGUGACGUCGCCGUUUGUCAUCGGCCAGCCCGAUGGACAGAAGCAGUUUGCAGUGGAGCUGGUGCGGCAAUGGUACGAGAAUACCUUCGGCUUCAGCAUUGAGAAGCAGCAAGUCUAUUUCUUCGAUGACCGCAUGGACAACAUCCCUCCGUUUAAGGAGCAGGACCUUGCGGCCAAGCAGAUUUCCUGCCACUCUCGCGACCUGUCGUACGCGAAUGGCACGAUUGGACUUUGCGGGGCCUUACCGGAGCAGAUCGUGCAGCCGGGGACGGAGAGCAACCCGCUGUGCGCGGAUCUCCGAACCCCUGAAGAGCCCAUCACGGGAGCUGCGAGCCCGUGGCCCUCAUCGUUGAUAUCCGCCAUUGAGCGGGCAUGA
This is a messenger RNA of Symbiodinium natans, 582 nucleotides long. The record is from the annotation of a GenBank genome assembly. Lineage: Eukaryota; Dinophyceae; Suessiales; Symbiodiniaceae.